Molecule: messenger RNA, 3198 nt
Organism: Oreochromis aureus
Lineage: Eukaryota; Metazoa; Chordata; Actinopteri; Cichliformes; Cichlidae
Product: calcium/calmodulin-dependent protein kinase type II delta 1 chain
Exons: 20
Coding region: 304-1842 (512 amino acids)
Biological process (GO): protein phosphorylation
Cellular component (GO): neuron projection; cytoplasm
Molecular function (GO): calmodulin binding; calcium/calmodulin-dependent protein kinase activity; ATP binding
Source: RefSeq, a predicted model, not a curated record
UUGCCUUUGUCUUGACUGUGGUAACUAAUCCAAGUGGCUGAGACAAACACAGCAGUAGGUCGCGACGUCCCUGUCAGGUCCAGGACUGAGCCGAGGUUUCCGAGCAGGACCGGGAGCAGAGACGCGGAGGUUUGGCUGCUUGCAGGACUCGCUUCCUACCACAGGACCUCCCGGCUGCGCUUUCAUUUAUCUCUGUUUCCUCAAAGCGACAAGUGGCACUUUGGGACUCGGAGGGAUUUGUGGAGACUGUUUAACGAGCGAGGCUUUCAGUUUCCCGAGUCGAUCUCCCUCGUUCACCUUAACAUGGCUUCAACAACCUGCACCAGGUUUACCGAUGAAUACCAGCUGUACGAGGAGCUGGGGAAGGGUGCGUUCUCUGUGGUGAGGCGGUGCAUGAAGAUUUCCACAGGGCAGGAGUAUGCUGCAAAAAUAAUCAACACCAAGAAGUUGUCUGCUAGGGAUCACCAAAAGUUGGAGCGCGAGGCCAGGAUCUGCCGCCUGCUGAAGCAUUCCAACAUCGUGCGGCUCCAUGACAGCAUAUCAGAGGAAGGAUUCCACUAUCUGGUCUUUGACUUAGUCACUGGUGGUGAGCUGUUCGAGGACAUUGUUGCCAGGGAGUACUACAGUGAAGCUGAUGCCAGUCAUUGCAUCCAGCAGAUCCUAGAGGCUGUGCUCCACUGCCACCAGAUGGGUGUGGUCCACCGCGACCUCAAGCCGGAGAAUUUGCUUCUAGCCAGCAAGUUGAAGGGAGCUGCAGUUAAACUGGCAGACUUUGGCCUGGCCAUCGAAGUUCAAGGAGAUCAGCAGGCAUGGUUUGGGUUUGCUGGGACACCAGGAUACCUGUCUCCAGAGGUGCUGAGGAAGGAUCCUUAUGGCAAGCCAGUGGACAUGUGGGCCUGUGGAGUGAUCCUCUACAUUUUACUGGUGGGCUACCCUCCCUUCUGGGACGAGGACCAGCACAGGCUCUACCAGCAGAUUAAAGCUGGGGCGUAUGAUUUUCCCUCUCCAGAGUGGGACACAGUGACCCCCGAGGCCAAAGACCUGAUCAAUAAGAUGCUGACCAUUAACCCUGCCAAGAGAGUCACGGCCACCGAUGCACUCAAACACCCCUGGAUCUGCCAACGCUCCACCGUAGCAUCCAUGAUGCACAGACAGGAGACUGUGGAGUGCCUCAAGAAAUUCAAUGCUAGGAGGAAACUCAAGGGUGCCAUCCUGACCACAAUGCUCGCCACUCGAAACUUCUCAGCCAAGAGCCUGCUGAAUAAAAAACCGGAUGGUGUCAAAAUCAACAACAAGGCCAAUGUGGUCACCAGUCCUAAAGAGCCUGUCCCCACUCCUUCUCUGGAGCCUCAAACCACUGUUAUCCACAACCCAGCUGAUGGAAAUAAGGAGUCCAGUGAGAGUGCCAACACUACCAUCGAGGAUGAGGACGUGAGAGCUCGAAAGCAGGAGAUCAUCAAGGCCACGGAGCAGCUGAUUGAGGCCAUUAACAAUGGAGACUUUGAAGCCUACACGAAGAUAUGUGAUCCUGGUCUCACAUCCUUUGAACCUGAAGCCUUGGGUAACCUGGUGGAGGGCACAGACUUCCACCGCUUCUACUUUGAGAACGCUCUGUCUAAGGGGAAACAGCCCAUCCACACCAUCCUGCUCAACCCUCACGUCCACCUGAUUGGGGAUGACGCCGCCUGCAUCGCCUACAUUCGCCUCACCCAGUACAUUGACAGUAACGGCAUGCCUCGCACCAUGCAGUCAGAGGAGACUCGCAUCUGGCACCGCCGUGACAGCAAGUGGCAGAAUAUCCACUUCCACCGCUCCGGCUCUCCCACCGUUCCCACCAACUGAGACGACCGUCCUUGACUACCUUCCAGCCUACAGCAGUCAGCUGACCGACUUCUGCCUACCGUCUUUCCAUCAGAUCCCUAAGCCACGCCUCCCCCUUGUUUGCUCGCUCUGCCCUCUCAGUGUGUUGUUUACAUAUUGUCGCUGCUGAACUGAAGUUUAUAGUAAAUGUAAAGAAAAAAAGGAGUUCACACUUUGACAAUAUCAUUUUGUAGUGAGAGUGCAGGGUGAUCAUUUCAACAUAUCUCCGUUUGCAGCAUUUUUAUUACUGGUUUCUUGAUAUAUACCUUUUUUUAAAUAGAAGUGGACUUUAAUGGUGCCACUGGUUCCACUUGAUUUUAAUGGGCUAGUCUAAUAUGUGAAACUCCCAGUCAUGACUUUUUCAUUGAAAUAUGACACAUGUUGUGCUGUUGUGACAUUUUUACCUUUGGGCACAAUGACCAAUAUAAGACAUAUCUACUUUUUAAUCACGGUUUUGCUUUGUUUUGGUGAUAUGUAGGUUUUGGUAAUUGAUGUAAUUUGCUCUUUUUUGCUUGAUCUUCAGCAACAUCCAUAUGAGUUGACUUAUCUUACAGAUGUAUGUUUACUAGGAGCUGUAACUACAUGUUUAAAAGGGAAAACCAUUUGUUGAUUUAGUCAGUUUGGUCAUCACGGAGCAUCAUGGGAGAAUGUAAAGUGUAGAAAUAGAUCUGAUUCUCAAAGGCCAUUCUGUGACUCCUGCCAGUCAAAUCAUAUUUUCAUACAAUAAGAAGUUAAUCAUGUGAAUUUUAUCUGUUUGUUUACAUUUUAUAGUGUGAUAUUGAUGCUUGUCCCUCCGCUUCUCAUUCUCGUUACUUACCUUUAAGAACAUUUUAACCGCUCAGAUUUCUCACCUUUAUUUGACUGGUGUAUGCACCACUGGUUAAAUCCACAGUCGAAUCCUGUUUAACUGUUGAAAUCAGUUUGCUAACCAGUGUUUCAUCACUGACCGGGUUACUAAGCAGGAGAUCAACACUCAUAUCCCCAUUAUGUUAUGCUAUAGUUAUUUUAGUGCCACCAUCUGAUUGAAAGGGAAACGGUUGUUGUGGAGCUCACACAGGGGAACAAACUCUAAUUCCAGAAGUGAAUUAAGUGCAGAGGAAGCCGCCGUUAAAGAAAGUCACAGGUGUGUUUUUGUGUAUUAAAUAAUGCAUCAUUGAAAUAUUUAGAAAACUGCUUUGUAUUGAUUUCUUUAAUCACAUUUGUCCAUUUCACAGGACACUUUGGGUUUAUCUUUGUGAAAUGCAUUAAACUGUAUGAUGGGAUGCUGGUAUUUAAUGUUGCCAUGAUGGGACAAGCCUGAUGUUUAAGAAAUCUCAAAUAAAAUGUGAUUUAUGCCGA